AUGUCUAAUAUUGCAGAAACCACUACGACCCAAGAACAAGCCUCCGUAACCGCUGAUAUGGUUCUCACGAGUGACCAAGACGCAGAGUCGCAAACUCCAAUCACUCGUGUGAUUGUAAUUGCUAUUGAUCAAUCCGAGCAUAGUCAGCAUGCAUUUGAUUGGGCGGUUAAAAAUUUUCUAAGAAAAGAGAGUGAUCUGGUCGUGUUGGUUAAUGUACGACCGACUCCAUCCGUUCCAGGACCAUAUGCCAUUGGUGCUAGUUAUAUGGAUUUUACAGAAGUAGUGACGAGUUUAGAAGAACAA
This is a messenger RNA of Racocetra persica, 303 nucleotides long. NCBI's taxonomy places the organism in Eukaryota, Fungi, Glomeromycota, Glomeromycetes, Diversisporales, Gigasporaceae. The record is from the annotation of a GenBank genome assembly.